Molecule: messenger RNA, 1197 nt
Organism: Naumovozyma castellii
Lineage: Eukaryota; Fungi; Ascomycota; Saccharomycetes; Saccharomycetales; Saccharomycetaceae
Exons: 1
Coding region: 1-1197 (398 amino acids)
Source: RefSeq, a predicted model, not a curated record
AUGUCUGACCAGAGAUUUGCUCAAAUUUUGGAAGCUAUCAAUUCAUUGAGAGUAGAUAUUUCCUCCAAAAUUGAUGCUACUAAUGCUAUUUUGGCUGAACACUCGGAAAAACUGAAGGUUCAUUCCAAAGUUCUCGAAGAUGCUUCUCUAAUGGCUGCCAAACUUCAAAAGGAAAUUAUUGAAGAAGAAAAGAAGGAAGAAAAGGAUAACGAAGAAAUUGUUUUUGAAAAGAAAGAAGAAGAAUUUAAAUUCGAUGAUGCUAAAUUCGAACAAGCUGAUGCCGGUGCCAAUCAAUUAGCUGCCGAUACCAAAGCUAGUGUUGCUGAACCAGCUUUUUCUGUUAAUACACUAGAGGAACGUAUAAAUCAUAUGAAAAGAGAACUCCAGAAUAUAGUACAACAGGAAAAGUAUCUUUUGACUGCUUCCCCAGAAGACAAAAAUUCCUACCUGGUUAAACUAGAAGAGGUCAGGGCUAACGUUCCAACUCUUAUCUUGGAUUCAAAUGAUCCUAGAUUAUUAACUUGCAAGCGUCCUCUAUCUGACGUGUCAAUGGGUAGCAUUUCUCCUGAAAUGGAUAUCAAUGCUCCUUAUGGGGUCGAUGUUAGCUCUCCACUGAGGUAUAUCCAGGCCCAGUUAAUCGCCAAGCGUGUUCAAUUUGAGGAUUGGUCCUGCUUUCUGCACCUUUGUUGUUCCAAUUUGUCACUUUAUGUUUUGAAGGAUUUUUACGACUUCUUUCCAACGUGGAUACAAUGUGUCGUUGCGUUCUACAUGUACAUUGAUUUUCCUGCUUUUAAUACAAAAAAGUACAGAGAAUUGAAACAUGUACAACCUUCAAUUUUCCCUGAUUUUUUCAUUAAAUCAAUCAAUACUAAUUUAAAUAAAGAAGAUGCAUUAUCUUUUGUCGGUUCAAGAUUAGACCUGGCUACAACAUCUGUACCUGUAGUACAAAGAUUACAAUUAGUCCCAGCUUUCCCUAUUGACGAAAGAGGAUUUGUCAAUUUUGCAAGGUUGACUUUUCAACAUUUGCAAACACUUGAUUAUCAUGCGGACAAGUUCUGCUCUGAAUUUGAAUACGUGUAUUACUCAGUUGUAAUGCUCCGUGCCCAGCAAGUUUCAAGAUACGGUUUGAACAAUAUAUUAAAUGUUGCUCCCAAAGAAGCUCAAGAAUUUGUCAAUAUGAUGGCAGGCCAUAAGUAA